AUGUUUGGAACAAGAAUAUAUGGCACGAUUAAGUACGUUAAUCAAAUAAGGCCAACAGGACUUAAACUUAUCCGUGGCUCCAGCCAAAAUCAGAUUUCGGGUGAUGACGGAUACUCGUCAUGUGCAUCAUUUUCACCGUGCCCGCCAAUAAAACCUCCUUUUUAUUGCCGACCAAGAACGAAGUAUGAAGUGAAUUUUGUAUACAUUAAUGAUCAACCACCAUCAACUCGAACCAAGGAUUUUGUGGACCGCGUAGCUCAAACAGUGUUUUGGACAGAGCUCAUACGAGGUUUUGCCGUGACGUUAGCACACAUAUUUAAAGAACCAGCUACUAUAAAUUACCCAUUUGAGAAGGGACCUAUAUCGCCAAGAUAUAGAGGUGAGCAUGCAUUGAGGAGGUAUCCGUCCGGAGAAGAGAGAUGCAUAGCUUGCAAAUUAUGCGAGGCAGUAUGCCCUGCUCAAGCUAUUACUAUUGAUGCGGAGGAACGGUGCGAUGGUUCUCGCAGAGCAACCCGCUACGAUAUUGAUCUUACGAAGUGCAUAUUUUGUGGUUACUGUCAAGAAGCGUGCCCAGUGGAUGCUAUUGUCGAAGGCCCAAACUUUGAAUAUUCAACAGAAACGCACGAGGAAUUGAUUUAUAACAAGGAAAAAUUGCUCGGGAAUGGUGAUCGUUGGGAACCCGAGCUUGCUAGUUCUCUUCGGGAUAACCACCUUUAUCGUUAA
This is a messenger RNA of Parnassius mnemosyne (clouded apollo), 723 nucleotides long. The record is from the annotation of a GenBank genome assembly. NCBI's taxonomy places the organism in Eukaryota, Metazoa, Arthropoda, Insecta, Lepidoptera, Papilionidae.